UGUUUUCCAUUAAUUGGGUACAGUAUGUGAUUUUUUUUCAAAUGUUAUGCAAAUAGUUCCUAUAGUUAUAAAAAGCUCCGAAUGUGUUACAGUGGACGAUGGAUAUUUUUGAAUUCUAUACAUUCCAUAACCAAAUUCAAUUGGAUUAAAUUUUCACAAUUCCAAAGUUUUAUUAUUCGAAAUACUGAACCAAAAGUCAAAACAGCUUAGCGAAAAAUUUCGAAAAUCUACACUCCCCAUUGCCAAAUUUGGUGGAAAAUAGCUAAUUUUCAGGACGAUCGAAACACAAUCGAAAACUGCUCUUGUCCUGAGUCACCUAUUGAGUUUCAGCGACUGGAAAACUUAGUGUCUAUUCUGAGUCAGGAGCUUUAUAUGGUUUGCGCAAAACGUUCUCAUUUUAGAUCAGCACCGUCCAGCUUCUAACUUAUUUAAGAUCGUCCAUAUUUUUAUCUCAGUCAGUCGAGGGUGUCUCAUAGAGAGUUAAACAUCAACGACAAAAUGGCGGAUAAGGAGAAGAAGGUUAAGAAGAAGAAGAAGGAAGACGCAGGAGAAGCUCCUGCUGCCGCCCCUGCUCCAGCUGCCGAAUCCAGAGCCUCAUCUAAGAGUUCAUCAAAGAAGGCCAAACGCUCUGGAUCCAAUGUUUUCUCUAUGUUCUCCCAGGCUCAAGUUGCCGAGUUCAAGGAAGCUUUCCAACUUAUGGACCACGACAAAGAUGGUAUUAUCACCAAACCUGACUUGAGGGCCACCUUUGACGCAGUCGGUAAAAUCUCCACUGAGAAAGAAUUGGACGAGAUGCUCAAUGAAGCACCUGGACCACUCAACUUCACCCAAUUGUUGGGUCUCUUCGGUAACCGCAUGGCUGACUCCGGAGGCACCGACGAUGAUGAAGUUGUAGUUGCUGCUUUCAAAUCUUUCGAUGAUAACGGUACCAUCGACAGUGAAAAGUUCAGGCACGCCUUGAUGACUUGGGGAGACAAAUUCUCUGCCAAGGAAGUUGAUGAUGCCUUUGACGCCAUGGACAUCGAUGACAACGGCAGAAUUGACACCGCAGCCCUUAUUACUCUGCUCACCGCCUCCCAGGAAGAAGGUGAAGAAGGAGGUGAAGCCGCCUAAGACUUAAAACUCAACUAGAAUUAUAAAAAUCAUUUUAAUUAUUAAGUUCAUCGUUGUAGAUGGUACGGCUCAGCCAACCUAUUUUGUCAACUCUCCUAUAACGUGCACUCUCUUCUCUUGUGUGUAAUGAAAACUUGAACUUGUUAUUCACAUAGUUUCGUACAAGAAAUCUCAAUUGAAUGGAUGUAAUUUGAAGCAUACACAAUGACAACGUACUUAAAAGUCGCUAGGACCACAUAACAACGUGUGCGACUGCAAAUAAAUCAUAUUUUGUA
Molecule: messenger RNA, 1388 nt
Organism: Harmonia axyridis
Lineage: Eukaryota; Metazoa; Arthropoda; Insecta; Coleoptera; Coccinellidae
Gene: Mlc2
Product: myosin regulatory light chain 2
Exons: 4
Coding region: 499-1113 (204 amino acids)
Biological process (GO): locomotion; post-embryonic development
Cellular component (GO): myosin II complex; cytoplasm
Molecular function (GO): calcium ion binding; myosin heavy chain binding
Source: RefSeq, a predicted model, not a curated record